Oppia nitens is the source of this 1124-nucleotide messenger RNA. RefSeq names its product UDP-N-acetylglucosamine transporter-like. Gene Ontology annotation, molecular function: UDP-galactose transmembrane transporter activity. Bases 10 to 1068 code for a protein of 352 amino acids. Gene Ontology annotation, biological process: pyrimidine nucleotide-sugar transmembrane transport. NCBI's taxonomy places the organism in Eukaryota, Metazoa, Arthropoda, Arachnida, Sarcoptiformes, Oppiidae. Gene Ontology annotation, cellular component: Golgi membrane. The transcript has 2 exons. The record is from RefSeq and is a predicted model, not a curated record.
CUGAUUCAAAUGGAUGAUGACGUGGAUAAUUAUAAGACUAAAGAGAUAUCAGUGAUGGAUCAGUUGAGGAAUGGUACUAAAGAGACCCUGAAGUACGCCUCGUUGGUCACACUGACCGUCCAGAAUGCGGCUCUGACUCUAACCAUGAGAGCCGCCCGAACUCAGGAACAACUCUUUAUAUCGUCGACUGCUGUUAUCAUAUCUGAAGCAAUAAAACUUAUCUCUUGUCUUAUUAUGGUAUUUAUUGACGAAGAAAAAAGUAUUAAACGAUUGGUGCAAUCAAUACAACGAAAUAUAUUGAAUGAGCCGAAGGACACUUUGAAAGUGGCGGUACCAGCGAUCGUGUAUUACGUACAGAACAAUCUCAUCUAUUUGGGUGCCACACACUUGGAUGCGGCCACAACUCAAGUGACAUAUCAGCUCAAAAUUAUUACUACAGCUUUAUUCUCGGUGUUUGUCCUUAAGAAGCGCCUCUAUAGGAACCAAUGGUUAGCAUUAGUCAUAUUAUUCAUUGGUGUGGCAUUAGUCCAAUUGGUCCAAAUCAAUAAAAGCAGUUCAAAACAGUCUAACCAACAAAACCCGUUGUUAGGCUUCACAGCAAUAUUGAUGGCCUGUGUAUUGUCGGGAUUUGCCGGCGUUUACUUUGAAAAAAUAUUGAAGAGUUCGACUGAAGUCUCGCUUUGGAUCCGAAACAUUCAAUUGAGUGCAAUAGCCGUUCCCUUUGGUUUGCUUCAAGUAUUUAUCACUGAUUCACAGCUAGUUUCCGAAAAGGGUUUUUUCUAUGGCUAUACAUUACUCACGUGGACUGUAGUGUUACUUCAAGCACAGGGAGGUCUUCUGGUUGCUGUUGUUGUCAAAUAUGCCGAUAAUAUAUUGAAAGGAUUCGCCACUUCUCUGUCUAUAAUUCUUUCAUGUAUUGUCUCAGUGUAUGUCUUCCAGUUUGAGGUGACUCUUCAGUUCAUAUUAGGCGCAGCACUAGUUAUCGGCUCUAUAUUUCUAUACAGCAAACAGCCCUCCAGUUCCGACUCGUCUGCAUUUAAAUUAGUUAAAAGCUUAGGUAAAUCCUAACCAUAAUUAACUAAUUGUUGCCAUAUAUUGUAUUAUUUAUUAAUCUUAUUUAUUUA